CCAGGUCGCGGCAAUUGCGUUAAGACACGUCAACCCCACCCUUUCUGACUUCGGAGGAGUGGUGGUGAUGAUUCGAUCAAUGCUCUACUCCACACGGCAAAUGCAAGAGACCAGACCGUUUCAAUCUCGAUGACCUGGUUUCGAGCUAUAACUGUUAUCUCCCCGGUAGCGUUGGGUCUCGUGGCCGUUUAAACCGCUUUCUACAACCCCUCGGCCGCUCGAAGUCCACCACUUGCAGACCGGGUCUCGGGCACUCAACCCCAUGGCAGGUUAUGCUUCUAAUCUUUGUCUCGUAUCGCCCAGCCGCUUUGGCUCUCUCGUCUGCGUGGUGUUCCUUCAAUAACGUUGGUUGACCUGCGGAAGCAGAGUCGUUGGAAACAUCAUUAUGUCGACGAAUCCGUUUUCCAGACCUGUGACAGCUUUCCUAAAGCGGGGCAUUCUCGCUGUGAGACAUCCGUCGACCCGGACCCUCGGGUUGCGCCGAAUCAAUGGCACCUCUUCCAGCAAGUCGGAGAAAGUUGCUUGGUCGGCAAGAACUGUAUUUCUGUUAUCGGCAUUUUCUGCUUCUCUAGCAUACUAUUACGGGCAACGGGAUGCGUCUUCAACGACGAAAGGGGUCCGAUAUGCUCCCAGAAGACCCCACUUUGCAUCGAAGAGGGAGAUGGAGAAGGCCAUUCUCGAGCUCAGGAUCUCUUUAGGGAACGAUGCCAUUAGCACAGAUGAUGAGGACCUUCGUAUUCACGGAUAUUCAGAGUGGUCAUCAAUCAACGUGGAUCAAUUACCGGUGGCGGUUGCAUACCCAAAGAGUACGGAAGAAGUCUCGAAAAUUGCACAAAUCUGUCACAAAUACAAGUUGCCUAUGAUCCCCUACUCGGGAGGUUCCAGCCUGGAGGCCAAUUUCUCAGCCCCCUAUGGAGGGAUGAGCAUCGACUUCACCUUCAUGGACCAGAUUAUCGCUCUGCAUGAGGAUGAUAUGGAUGUGGUCGUUCAGCCUUCGGUGCCGUGGAUGAGUCUCAACGAAGACAUAAAACAUUCAGGACUCUUUUUUCCUGUGGAUCCCGGUCCAUCAGCCAGAAUAGGGGGAAUGGUUGGUACAUCAUGCAGUGGCACGAAUGCCGUGCGGUAUGGCACCAUGAAGGACUGGGUAAUUAAUCUGACCGUUGUCCUUGCCGAUGGAACCAUCAUCAAGACUCGACGAAGACCAAGGAAAACGUCAGCGGGAUACAAUCUCACCAAUCUUUUCAUCGGAUCGGAAGGAACUCUCGGACUGGUCACUGAGAUCACACUGAAGCUCACUGUCAUUCCUCAGGAGACGACUGUAGCGGUGGUUACCUUUCCAACCAUCCGAGAUGCAGCUGCAGCAGCAUCCAAGGUCCUACGAGCCGGAAUUCCCGUCGCUGCGAUGGAGGUUAUGGACGAAGUGCAAAUGAGUGUCAUUAAUCGGACCAAAUCGACGGCCCGGACUUGGAAAGAAAUGCCCACCAUGUUCUUCAAGUUCUCGGGCACAAGCGCAAGCAUCCAAGAGAGCAUCGGGUUGGUCAAACAGAUUGCGAAAAAGCAUCGGAGCGGGGAUUUUGAGUUCGCCCACGAUGCCGAAGAAGCGCAACUACUUUGGUCGGCCCGGAAGGAAGCACUUUGGAGCAUGUUGGCGCUCCGAAAGGAAGGCGCGGGUACCGAGGUCUGGUCGACGGAUGUGGCCGUUCCCAUAUCACGACUCCCGGACAUCAUCGAGAUUUCGAAGAAGGAAAUGGACGAUCUCGGCUUGUUCGCCUCGAUACUCGGUCAUAUCGGCGACGGUAACUUCCACGAAAGCAUUAUGUAUGACAGCAAGAACCCCAAAGAGCGGGCAGCCGUGGAAGCAUGCAUUGAGAGAAUGGUUGAUCGAGCGCUGGAGAUGGAGGGCACUUGUACUGGUGAGCACGGCAUUGGAUUAGGGAAAAAGCAGUCUUUGAUCAAGGAAUUGGGUAUGGAAACGAUCGAUGUCAUGAAAAACAUCAAAGGGGCUCUGGACCCUUACUGGCUCAUGAAUCCGGGGAAGAUCAUGGACAUUCCAGGAUAGCGCUGGGAGGCCACUGUAAAUAUUUGCUGUUGGGACCUGGGAGGCAAUCUGAGCCCCGAUUUUGCAUAGGUACGGUAAUCGAAUGUCAUAGUAUCUGCAUCAUAAUGUAGGGCAUAAAGUUAAAGAUCGGUGCUGCUCAUCUACGCUUUCCUGAC
Molecule: messenger RNA, 2214 nt
Organism: Eremomyces bilateralis CBS 781.70
Lineage: Eukaryota; Fungi; Ascomycota; Dothideomycetes; Eremomycetales; Eremomycetaceae
Product: D-lactate dehydrogenase mitochondrial precursor
Exons: 3
Coding region: 386-2059 (557 amino acids)
Biological process (GO): lactate catabolic process
Cellular component (GO): mitochondrion
Molecular function (GO): D-lactate dehydrogenase (cytochrome) activity; D-lactate dehydrogenase (NAD+) activity; FAD binding
Source: RefSeq, a predicted model, not a curated record